GGGGUUGUGACAGCUUCCUGUCACAUGUCCGCUACGUGAUCACAUGACCUCAGUCGAUGAAAAAUGAAAGCUGGGUGCAGCCAGCGAAAGCUUGAAGUGUUUGUUUUUAUUUUUAAUUUAUGUUUUUACGCGAGCUGCCAAGUGAAUAAGCUGCAGAUAUGUAGAUUAUGCAGCGGUACGGUCCCAAAUGCCACAGAAGUGGGACAUUUUUGUUUUAAAUCGGCUGGAACGAUAGACGGGCGCUGCUGUUUGAGCAAUUACAACACAACUGAUCCUGAACACAUCAUCGGGUUGGAUCUAUCCAACUGUUCUCUUGUGCAUGUCGAGGAUCUCCAGGGUGCAUCAACUGCAGUAAUAAUAGACCUCUCACACAAUCCAAUCGUUAACAUCAGUGACACAACUUUUCAAGGAUUUAUUGACUUGAUUUACAUGAUUUUGCCUGAAGAUAUAGUUUGUCCAGGAGGCAACACAUCUUGGGAUAAAGUGUCAGUCAAAGAUGGAAAUCGGGUUUGUCAAGGCCAGAAAAAUAUAUGUAACCAGACUGGACAGCUGUCCACCAACUGUCCAGAGAACUCUCUGUGUGCCCCCUACGGCCCUGGCUUCUUCGAGUGCAGCUGUGCAGACUAUUAUCAUGGAUACAAGUGUCUUAGAAAGGGAGAGUUUCCUGCCCUUCAGGUGUUUGGGCCCCUUGGAGCAUCCACAGUUGUGAUCUCUUUCCUGCUGUGGGUCACCCAGAGGCGUAAGGCCAAGUCCCUCUGAAGCUGAAAUGCGGCUGUGGGACUGAAACGGACUGUUAAGAAGCAAAAUGCUGACCCCAAGGCUUCUGCUUUUACAUUUAGUGGUUUUUUUUAGCUCUUCUUGAAGCUGUUGUGACAUUUAACUUGUUUUUACCACUGUAUAACUGUUUAUUGCACAGCUGUUUAGUUUUAAUGAUUUUUUUUUUACCUACCCAAGUCUGACCAGUAUUUAUGCAUACAUUUUUAAACAUUAACUGAUACAAGAUGUUAAUGAAGAGGUUAUUUUACAAGAGUCUGAAUGUUGCUCAUUAAAAUAUUAGUUAACAAUGGCUGAACAAGUUUACACAAACUAUACCCCCUUAAUCAUAGUUGAGGGAACUAAUUGUAAAUUGUUUAUUGCAUGUUGAACAUGUGUUAUUUAAAAUAAACAAGCUGCAUUUGAUAAGA
Molecule: messenger RNA, 1184 nt
Organism: Betta splendens (Siamese fighting fish)
Lineage: Eukaryota; Metazoa; Chordata; Actinopteri; Anabantiformes; Osphronemidae
Gene: atraid
Product: all-trans retinoic acid-induced differentiation factor
Exons: 7
Coding region: 64-759 (231 amino acids)
Biological process (GO): positive regulation of osteoblast differentiation
Cellular component (GO): intracellular membrane-bounded organelle
Source: RefSeq, a predicted model, not a curated record